This is a messenger RNA of Leishmania major strain Friedlin, 2811 nucleotides long. RefSeq lists its product as hypothetical. The record is from RefSeq and is a predicted model, not a curated record. Lineage: Eukaryota; Euglenozoa; Kinetoplastea; Trypanosomatida; Trypanosomatidae. The coding region runs from base 1 to 2811 and encodes 936 amino acids. The transcript has a single exon.
AUGGCAGGCGACUCUUGCUCCUCCCCCGUGGUGACAGCGACCGCCGUCACCACCACGGCAUCCUUUGUUUCCCCACGCACCCCGACGAGUACGCCGCCGCCCACGACAAGCCGCUGUUUUGUUCGACCGCUCUUAGUGCAGCGGCUCCAUAGCAGAUCCGACGGGCCGCAGCAGCAGCAACAGCAGUCCAACUGUGCCUCGAACCUGUCCUUGGCGAAUCUGUGCGAGAGUGAGCGAGAAGGGGCCGGCGGCGUAGAGAUACUCCUCGCGAAACAGCACCGGCCCAUGCGCGCCAUCGCGUCCAGUCGAUACCCCGGCACCGCUGCAGGUCAGCAAGAGCGGCGGCAACGGCAAGAGGACGCGGCGGAGACAGCCAUGGACGGCGACGCCGCCGUGGAGAAGCUCGCGAGCGUUGCGGCAAAGGAGAAUGACGGAGCGGGUCACAGCAGCAGCAGCACCACCGCCACCAUCACUGGUGGCACCGCCGGGGGGGCUCGAUGUAUAACCAUACAACCCCGCUCAGACCACCACACCGCGGCAGCCCCCAACGGCGCUUCACGUGGCCAAGAAGACAAGAGGCAGGUCGCCACCUGCUCCAUACCAAUCAACUCCGCGUGCCCCUGCGGCAACGCCUUGGUGGCGCCGUCGCCCGCUUCCUACCCCUCUAACCUGUCUGCGAGCACGGCGCGCAGCAGCAGCGCAUCGAGCAGCUUCUACAACGCACCAGCAAGCGGCCCUCGAGCAGCCGGCGCUGGUAAAGGGCACGCAGCGGUUGCAUCACUUUCCCCGCCUGCACUCCCCGAUGGCGCUCCCACAUGCAAUGGUGACGGAAACCCCAGCGGCAGCAGCACCGAGGCCAAGGUUGUCCCCCUGCUGCUGCGCACGUGGCUUUCCGCCCACACUAUCGGCGAGGAGCUCGGCUCCCCGGCCACCUCGCGCUCCACCCCGCAAAACCUCGUGAGCGGGCCGUCCCUCACGAUGCCGCAGGCUCCUCUCGCGACGCUGCCUCCCAGCGGUGCCACAAGCAUGGGCAGCGUCACCCCACUCAGCAGCAACCGGAGCAGUACCCAUCCUUCGUUCAUGCGGCCGCCAAGCGUAGCCUACGCCGGCGGCGAGCAAGGCAGCAUCAAAGUCCCUGGAGGGCUGCGGCAGAUAAGCGGCGGCGGCAAAAGCAAAGGCAGCCCAACGGACGGCAUCGCGCAUGCCGUCAACGGCCGAGUUUUAUGCUCGCCGCACGGCGCGCGGCGGCCAGAUCGUGGUGCCCGCCGCACCACCUUUCAGCGCAGCACCUCCAACCUCUCACUGCCUGAGACCUGCUCAAGCGGCGGCGCGCCGCCGCCGAGUGAUCUCGGUGAGUGGCCCAGCGGUGCGGCGGUGAGAAAGAGCACCGCCUCGGCGCGGCCGCCGCCUUCGUCAAUGCCGAAAGAGAUGCACAGCUUCAUCCUCAGUCAGUAUCGCACCUUUCAGCGCGACGUCCUCUCUCUCCCCCCUCCACCGCAGUCCGUCGACGCUGACGCGACGUUGGUGGACUUCCAGCACGUCAAGAGGGCGACCUGUUCGAAGCACUCCAAGGCGGCCAAGAAGGUGCUCAAGGCACAGGAGGAGGUGCGGCUGCGUGCCCUUCAGCAGCAGCACCACGACAUGGAGGUGAUUCGAAACGGCGGCCGCGAGCAUGUUGGGCAGAACAUGAAGAGCAGCGUGGUGCUGGCCGGCUCUCUGUCGAAGCUUCGAGCGCGCACCCGCUCUAGCCUCGGCAUAAGCGGCGCCACGGCGCUCGGUGCGAGCCCGGCGACGUCCCUCAUUAUAGGCUCACCAGAGGAGUGCAGCGUCACCGCCCUGUACCCCGGAGACGGCUCCGGUAGCGCAACCCCGGAAAAGCAUGACGCGGCGCAGUCGCAGACACCAGAGCCGGAGCGGGAAGCCUGGCACGCGUCCAAGGCCUUCAUGGCAUCGAACGCCCCUGCUGACGCACAGCGGCACGGGCGCCAGUCGCGCAGCGUCAACAAGAAUCGCAUGAAAGGCGAGGAGAUUGUGGUGGCAAUCGCCCUCGACAGCGAAGACGAGGAGGAUGUCGAUGCAAGCACCACGUCGAACGCGGAAACAUGGAGGCGAUCGCGCGUCGACCAGCCGCACCGGAGCGCACACGUCAGUCCCACGGGCCUGCGCACGUUGUCCAGCGACACGGCGGCAAAGUGCGCUGGCGAGCGGCUUGUCUCUCAGCCGCAGCGCCGCAGAGGUGCAGCAGCCUCUAAGGGAUGUGCAGAGCGCCGCGCGCACAGCAGCAGCAGCAGCAGCAAUAAUGAAGAGGGCGGCUUCCCAUGUAAUCAGCAACGCGGCAGCCGCGUGCGUGGCGCGUCGUCCCCGUCCUCCGCGCUGCCGCCGGGGCUCUGCUCACCGUCGGUCGCCUCGAGGUCGGGGUCGCAGGCAUCCUUGUCCACACACGCACUUGAUAGCUCGCACCACCACUCCAAUGCCACCAUGGCUUUGCUGGCGCACAGCUCUUCAGAAAGCGACGACGAAGAAGACGCGGCGGAGGCGUGCUGCCACUGCUGCCCUUGCAAGCGCCCGAAGAACUUCUUCGCCCUCUGCCGCACGAGCAGCCAGAGCGCCGCCUCGCUCGUGUGGCGAGGGGAGAAGCGCAACGUGGCGGCCAGUGCCAUUCAAGAGGAGAAGCCGUCGAGCACGGCCAUAUCAUGCACCAACCCUGACGGCAGCCAAUUUGUGGUGGAGGACUUGGAGGACAGCGACGAGGAUGAGCCGACGCUCUCCAUGCAGAGCUUCCGCCGCGCUAACAUACAACGCAUACGAUGA